AUGGCUCUCCUACUACCGUUCAUCCUCUGGGCAGUAGCCGCCGUUGCGCAGUCCAAUGACAGCGUCUUCGAUUUCCCAGAGUUUCCCCCAGCUGGGACACCGGACCCCAACGCGACACUAGGAAACUCGGCGGCCCCACUGCCAUACAAUGUCUACGAGGACCCGGGUCUGGCUCAGGCCCGCAUCCAUUAUGACACAGGCUCUUUCGGUCCAACGAUAGAGCUCGUGCAUGCGUACUACAACUAUUGGCCUAUCGGCGUCGGCGUAGCCAGUGAUGGGUCAGUGUUCACGACCUUCCCUCGCGGCAACGAGACGUACACCCUGGCGACCUUCACCAGCACCACAACGGAAGCGCCAUGGCCCAACCAGGAAUGGAACACACCCCCAGCAUUCGCCAACGCGAGCAACCCCGGCUACAGCAUCGUCACCGACAAGCUCCUGUUCGUCCAGUCCGUCGUCGUCGACGGGCUCGACCGCGUGUGGGCGCUCGACACGGGCCGCCCAGAGGUGAACGGCUCGUACCUCCUCGCGGCGGUCCCCGGCGGCCCGAAGCUCGUCGGGUUCUACCUCAACGGGACGAACUUCGCGACGUACACGUUCCCCGCGAGCGUCGUCUACGCUGACUCGUCUAUCAACGACGUCCGCUUCGACCUCCGUGGGGAAGGCUACGCUUACAUCACGGACAGCUCGCCGAACCGCCCGGGGCUGGUUGUAGUUAACCUGGCGACUGGGCAGUCGUGGAGGCACCUUGAUGGACACCAGUCUGUGACACCUGAUAACGGCUUUGUGCCCGUAUACGAUGGAGUGCCGUUCUACCUAUACCCUGUGACGGCGCCUUACGCGGUCAAUAACUUCGGCCUGUAUGCUGUCGACGGCAUCGCCCUCUCUCCUGACGGUCAAUAUCUUUACUUCGCUCCCCUGGCCAGCCGACAAUUCUGGCGCAUCCCGACGUCGUAUCUCAAGGUCGAGCCGGGACCGGACCACCCCGCUGCGUACUUGCUCGCCAAGCAGGCUGUGGAGCACCUCGGCGAGAGCGGGAGCAACGCGGACGGGAUGGAGACGGACAGCUCGGGGUAUAUUUACGCUGGCGCGCCCGAACAUAACGCGGUGACGAGGUACAACCCGGCGACGGGCAUCGUCGAGCCUUUCAUCCGCGACCCGGCCAUUCAGUGGCCCGAUACCUUGUCCGUUGCAACCUUACAGAGCGGCGGUAGCUACGUGUACUUCACCAGUAACCAGCUCUGGCUCGGACCCAACUACCAGAACGGGACCGACCUGCGCACGCGGCCCUGGGCGAUGUUCAGGGCCCCCAUCGAAGCGCAGAAGGCCACGCAAUUGGCCUGA
This is a messenger RNA of Fomitopsis serialis, 1344 nucleotides long. RefSeq names its product major royal jelly protein-domain-containing protein. The transcript has 11 exons. Bases 1 to 1344 code for a protein of 447 amino acids. NCBI's taxonomy places the organism in Eukaryota, Fungi, Basidiomycota, Agaricomycetes, Polyporales, Fomitopsidaceae. The record is from RefSeq and is a predicted model, not a curated record.